Messenger RNA from Momordica charantia (bitter melon), 1035 nucleotides. Its product is annotated as GDSL esterase/lipase WDL1. NCBI's taxonomy places the organism in Eukaryota, Viridiplantae, Streptophyta, Magnoliopsida, Cucurbitales, Cucurbitaceae. The record is from RefSeq and is a predicted model, not a curated record.
AAAAAAUGAACUCCUUCAUUUCCCUCUCUUAUUGUGAAAGUUCAUUGGUGAAACCGUUUUCAGUUGGGUCGGGUCGAUACCAAGUCCCGAGGCAAGAUCCAAACCUUCGUCCUUCACUGUUCCCGACAAAUCAAUGGAAGGCACGUUUUCCCGGAGCUGCAUCCCGAGGUGGAUGGAGAGCGAAAAUGGUAGGGCCAGUGAGACCUCGCUUUGUCUUCUUUGGUUCUUCUAUAGUGGAGUUCAGCUUUGACGAUGGUGGAUGGGGGGCUGGUCUUGCCAAUUUAUACGCUCGCAGGGCAGAUAUGGUUUUACGAGGCUAUGGUGGUUGGAAUUCAAGACAGGCUCUAAGAGUUGUGAAAGAAAUCUUUCCAGUGGACAAUCCCAUCAAACCUGCUUUGGCCAUAGUCUACUUUGGUGGUAAUGAUGCAAUGAUUCCUUUUCCCGGUAGCCCUCACGUGCCAUAUUGUGAAUUCCUCGACAACAUGACCCAGAUCGCCCUCCAUAUCAAGGGCAUCUCAGAGACCACUCGUUGCCUCUUCCUCUCAGUUCCGCCCGUAAACAGUGAACAACUUCACGAAAUAAGUCCGGGAUUGGAGAAACUUCGACCAAUGGAGAACUGUGAGAAGUAUUCAGAAGGCACUAUUAAUAUUUGCAAGCAAUUGGGCAUUAAAUACAUUGAUUUGUUUAAUGCAAUUCAGCGGAGACCAGAUUGGAAAAAUUUCUUCACGGAUGGAGUUCAUUUUAACCCAAAAGGAAGCGAGGCAGUUGAAGAGGAAAUUUUGAAGGUGUUGAAAGAGGCAGAGUGGGUACCAAGCUUGCACUGGCAAUCGAUGCCAAAGGAAUACGAAGACAUCCAUCCCAUUCGCUUUAAUAGCGCAAAAGUGCUUCUGGAUUAAUUUGAAGUGUUUAUGGAUAACUUUGUUGAACUUUUUUUUAAUUUCAAUAAAGGGGUGGGUGGGAGAGGGACCCAAACUCAUCAAAUAUUGUGUUUGCUUUUGUACUCCGUUGAAUUGUGCUUAAUAAUGUUUGUCUGUA